Molecule: messenger RNA, 1497 nt
Organism: Ambispora gerdemannii
Lineage: Eukaryota; Fungi; Glomeromycota; Glomeromycetes; Archaeosporales; Ambisporaceae
Source: the annotation of a GenBank genome assembly
AUGGCUACUUCUCAAGAUUCUUAUCAAGAUAUUGAUGAAAAUAUGGUCGCUUUUACCUCUGUUACUGUCAAUACUACUGCUAAUACUCCUACCGCAGAGAUCAAUAAUCUAAUUAACGAGAAUAAUCUUUCCAAUAUUCGAAGCGGUAGCAAUAACAACAACUCUAUUAUUCAAAAAAUAAAGGGCCUUUCAAAUGACAAAUCGACCUAUGACUUGAGAAUUCUUUUGCCUGAUGGUUCGAGCGCUCUAGUGCACAAAUUUCUGUUGCUGUUACUUUCGUCAACACUCCAUAAAUAUUUUCAAGAAUUCAAUAAUACUGAAAACGAUAAGAAGUUAAUUGUAAUCGAGAAUCCAUCAAAUGAGAACGGAUCUGCCGAUGGGUGGUCUGAUUGCGAAGACGAAAAGUACAACGACGAAGACGACAUCUUCGAUAUCAACAAAUCGAAUGAAACCCACGUCGUUAAUAGUAAUAAAGAAGCUUUGGUAUUCAUCGCUGAUCCAAACCAAUUACGUAUCGAAUAUCCACCCAACAAAAAUCUCGAAACAAUCGUGUUAACACACAUGAUCGGUUCGACAAAACUACCACCAACAUCAGUUUCUUUCGCAUUUAAUCACCUCAAAUUGUUUCUCUAUACAGGAAAAGUCGAAUAUCAUGAAUUGGAAACUUCAAUUUUCCUUUACGCUUCUUUUUUUUAUCUAAUUGAUACACUCAAGAUCUAUGAUUUAUUUCAGUCUAGUUUGAAAGCGAUCGACAAAUACAUGACCAGAAACAAUAUUAUCUCCUUAUUGAAUAUAGCUUUUGAUGUUUUGUUACCGGAUCUUGGAAUAAUCGAUGCUAAUGUGGAUACUAACGAUGAUUGGAAUUGGUGGAUGAAAAGGGAAGGGCUGAUUGUCAAAAUCACGGAAAAAUUUGUCGAGUUCUUCUGGGAAAUUGAAUCGACCUCAGAUUGUCAAUCUGUAUUCCAUGGGUUUAGAGAAUUGAAGAGAUGCGCAUUGAAAUGCGCGGUGGAAUAUUAUAUUAAGACCAAUAGGAACGAUAAUUCUUUGGAUGCUAGAGAUGUGAAUGUAAAAGCCUUCAAUGUUGUAAUCGACUGGCUCAAUUGUCAAGUCGAAACCGACCAACUAGAAUUUAAUCAAAAAAUACUCUCCGCUAUCGAUUACUCAAAAGUAGAUCCUGAAAUUUUGUCAAAAUCGAUCAAAGUGGUUCGACUAUUAGCGCCAUCAAUAUAUCCAGAAGCAGUCGACACGAUUUUGCUAAACGUGACUCAAAGCUUAUCGCGAUUAGAGAAACAAAAGAAACAACAGAAACAACAAGACAACAAAAAGAGCAAUUCGGUUCCGAGUAAUUAUAAUACUGUUGAUGCUGUGGGGCCGCAGCAAGAUAUCGAAGAGAGCAAUCCGAAGAAAAUUGUUUUAAAGAACGUUUUCAAGAAGUAUGAUAAGAAUCAGCAAGAUAAUUAUCCAGUGAAGCCUUUUAAAUAUAAUAACACUUGUUAA